Molecule: messenger RNA, 1815 nt
Organism: Anopheles moucheti
Lineage: Eukaryota; Metazoa; Arthropoda; Insecta; Diptera; Culicidae
Gene: tej
Exons: 6
Coding region: 115-1659 (514 amino acids)
Source: RefSeq, a predicted model, not a curated record
UGCGCACGACAAAAACUAAUCCUCCAUCUUGUGGCGGGAGGCAAAUAACAAAAACAAUCUUCAUGCUUACUGUGAAUAGAUGAACGCCACGGGCUGUUCUCGAAGUCGCACACGAUGGACGCCUACAGUAAAUUAGCGAACUUAAAACCAUUGAUCCGGAGUAUGGUGAUGUCUCAUCGAAAUAAGACCGUGUGUAUACAGGAAUUGCAACGUGAUUUUCAAGACAUUGAAGGUUUCCCGAUUCCCUACGCACAGUUAGGAUUCGAGAAUGUUUUUGCACUCUUGUAUGCUAUGCCGGAUAUAGUGAAGGUUAGCAACAACAACGGAAGAACCGUAGUUACCCACGUUUCUACACCAGCGACGGAGCAUGUGGAACAGUUGAUUCAACGAAGCUGCCAUCGCCGAAGAGGAAGAGGAUAUAAACCAAGAUAUCCGCCUAUCCAAUACCAGUUUCAAAAUUACGCUUCUAAAAAUCAUCGUUUUGAGCAAAGUUAUCCUACCCUAAUGGAAACAAUUGCACCAAAACGACCGAUCGUCGAAGCAGAGGCUUGUGUAACGGCUAUAAAGGGGGAUAACAAUAACAACGACACCGACAAACUCAAUUCGCCAUCGAAACAGCCUACUGUGAAAGAUAGUAACGAAAGUAUGGGCGAAACUUGCGAACACGUUGAUGGAGGCAUAAUGUCUACGGAACCGUAUUGUGAUGUGUGGGACUCGAUUAAUAUGAUCGAUCUACCACCCGAAGUAAUGGGCCUAUCGCACACCAUUCCAAAGGUAAGCAUUACUCAUUACUUUGCGGAGAAAGCGGAAACAAACGUGCGCAUCCAGUAUGUACUUAAUCCGAACCGCAUCUGGCUGGUAAGUGUCCUGCAGGACAAAAUAUUAGAGGAAUUGUUUAAACAGAUGCAAGAAUUCUACCAAACAAUGCCACGUUACGAUUGGUAUGUAGAGGCAAACAAGGUCCAGCAUGGAAUGUACUGUGCCGUCUCAAUUGAUCACGUCUGGCAUAGGGCGAGAAUAGUGGGACCGCUGAUUGGGAGAGAAGUGAAGAUAUUCUUCAUCGACACCGGUGUCAUGAAGUCCAUGGAUUAUAAACACAUCAGGUACCUGUACAAACUGUUCAGCAAUAUUCCGGCACAGGCGAUUCGUGCCUCAUUGGCGGGUCUUAUUCCCAAGUGCUAUGCAUGGACCAGGGCUGAAUCGGAAUGUUUAUCAGCAAGUAUUUCCCAUAAACAGGCAUUUACGGCUUACACGUUGUGCAUAAAUCACAAGCUCGGUAUUUUGAAUAUUGUACUGAAGGAUGAAAACAAUAUUAUAAAUGAGCAAUUCGCUGCGACAACGAAUGCUCGCUGGAUGGGCGCAGUCUAUAUACCCCAGGGGCCCGAGGCGUAUCGUAACAAACUACACAGCUUUAACGAAAAGCAUCCAAGCUUCUUCUGCAUAGAGGAAGGUCACUUUCCAACAGUAGAUGAGCUUCGUUAUUUUUUGGACCAAGAUUUCGAUUAUGAAGAACUGUAUACUCGAUUGCCACAUCCCGACAACUAUGGUGUUGUGGAGAAAAUUUCAAGAGCCUCAAACGAACAAAUGGCUAAACUGUAUGGCAUCGAGAGCGCUACUGAUGAGGAGGAAAUUAAUUUAUCUCCCAGGAACGAUGCGUAGAAGAACAAGACCACAUCGUUAAGAUGUUGUUUUUUUAUCGUACAUCGACCUAAUGUUAUACUCUAUACACGGAUACUUACGCUGACCAGGCUGUUGUAGGAAUCAUCGACGACCUUGAUGUCAUCAACGGCGAUUCUGGUGAUGCAGUUGUAACGG